Molecule: messenger RNA, 2862 nt
Organism: Tuber aestivum (summer truffle)
Lineage: Eukaryota; Fungi; Ascomycota; Pezizomycetes; Pezizales; Tuberaceae
Source: the annotation of a GenBank genome assembly
AGAACACAGGCAACCAACCUUUUCGCAACCCUCUCCCUCCCCGGACCCUGCUAAGAAGGUAGGGCAGUAGGGUAGACUGCGGCACUCGUACAGCACAAGUGUGAUAACAGAGGUGAGGAAGAGAGAAGGAAAGGGAGAAGAACAACGCAAAGAAAGUCACUUCCCAUCACUCUAUUCGUCCCCCAAUCUUGGUGGCUCCUGCACACUGAUGCAAUCCGCACACCCACUGCGCACAACAGGGACCAUUUCUCGCUGCGCAAACCGGCUUUCCUCUGUUCUCACGGAGCAUGGGAUUGCAUUGUGACUCAAGCGUGAGAAAAAUGAAAUAAAAGAAGCAUGCAUUAAGGCAAACAAGUGACCGUUUUUUCACCUCUCUCCCACGUUUUUUUCAUGUACUUGUAUGUCUUUUUUUCUUUUCCCUUCCCUUUUUUUCCCCAUUCACUCUCUCCCCCUCGUCCAAGAAUGAUGCUUUACUCAGAGGUCGGUGUGACAACAUGUGCAAACCACACGGGCUUUAGGAAAAGAAAAAAAAGAAAGAAAAAAAAAGCCGAUAUUAUCGUGCUGUAACUUACCGGUAUAGUAAAGGCGGCCUCACUCGGGCGAAAAUGGAGCUCAACCAGAGUCAUCACCGUUGUGCUGUUCCGCCCUCCCCUCUCCGACAACUCUCACACACACACGCACUCUCUCUCAUCGCCCCUCCCUUCGUUUUGCUUUUGCUUCCCACCCUCUUCUCCCCCCACCACACCCCUUCCAUCCACAUGCGAGCCUCAUCCCAAUUCCCUAUAAGACCUUCCUGCGCCCGCCAUUCCCCCCGCCAGAUAGCAGACAAUUCGUUCCGGAUAUCAUCAUUCCUCACUAUACCAUACCUCCUCCUUCCCCUCUAGCCUAGCUCCAAGUUAGACCACACCACUGCCCAGAUUUUAAGCUGCAUAUCGAUCCCCAACCCCAUCAAUACAUACCUCCAUUGCGACAACAAUCUCAAUGGACAGUCAGAGACCCCACACUCCCCUAUCGUGGGCUACCCGGCCCACCUCACCAAGACCCAUUCCGUCGGCAUCGCCUCGCCUCGCCCCGAUAGGCUCAGCGGUUCACUCGGAGUGGCAGAAACUGCGGAUACACGCUGGUCUCCCGCAGGACUGCCGCAACCGCUUCGGUCACCUUCCCCGCAACUUCUCGCGACCCCAUACUCCGGUGUCAUUGAGCCCGUCACCCUCCCCGUCGCAAUGCUCCUACUACACAGACCACUGCGAUGAUGCGGACGACUUCGAGAUCGAAGAGAUUGAAGACGAGGACGAGGAUAGCGGCGUAGAGCUUCUGGUUGGCGAAUACGAGGAGCCGUCGCCAGACUACGGGAGGCCAAUGUACGACUCGGACGAGGAUGAUGAAGCCCAGCGGGAAAUCGUUUAUAGCUUUGGAAUGCUCUCGGCGUGUCGGGGAUCUUCACCAAUUGCCCGAGCAAUGGCUCAACAACAGCUCAAAUUCGGGGCCCAGCCCAGGAAGGCAAAGAGAAGCUACACGGAAUCAGUCGGGAGUUCGGAUUCGGACUACGAUAGCGGCCUCGAUUCGCAGGACUCGGGGCGACGGACUCGGCGAAGGGUUAUCGGACAGAGAGACGCCUCUGUCUGCGCGACAUCUUUCGGAACUUCGUACGCCGGAUCUCAAACAUCGGAUUACGAGGUUGACAUGGAAUUGUGAAUUCCGCCAACUCUAUCCUUGGAUAGCCGCCACCAUCCAUCAUCACCCUCUCGACUCAACCCAAUUUCCUGCACCCCCCCCGCUUCACCCAAUUUCACGAGUGCAAAUGCUUGUACGAUUUUCCUUCCUUUUCCCCUUUUCUCCUCCUGUAUUUCCUUGGGCAUUAAAAAAGGGUUUCGCGGGGCAUUUAUAUACAGGUUGUUUUUUCCUCUCCUCUUUUUCCCUUUCCCUUUUUCUUUCCACAGCCGUAUCUCAUCCUUCUCAUCGUUUCUCUCAUUGUACUGUGCACGGCAUCCGGGACAUGGCAUAGAAGGAUUGUAUUUCAGAUUUUCAUUAUCAAAAGGGGGCUUUUUUUCUCAUUUCAUUUCAGUUUAUUCUCCCCCGAAAGAUGUACUAUUAUGUUUUUUCUCUUUUUUCCUUUUUUCCUUUCUUCCCUCAUAAUACGUAUUGGCGAGGGUUUUACCUAUGCAUUUUGUCGGAGCCGUGUUUUAUCACAUGUAUUAUGGACAGUAUGGAUGGAUUGAUGGAGUGGUGAAUGAAUCAAUUUCAAUAACAGCCGGAUUGUGUUUUUCAAAGAGGGUCUCGAAUCGUACAUGAAGGGUUGGUGGAGAGGGUGAUAGGUUGAGGCCAAUUCCAUCCCGUUUUUUUUGUGAGGGUGUUGAAGGACGACAGUCCUCUUGCAAUUGUGAGCGAGGUGGUUUUCAACGGGUAAACCAUCGUGUCAUACCGGUAUCAUACUCAUGGCAGUCCACGGACGGCAGUCGUCGUCGUUGUCGUCGUGGUCGUCGUCGCUGUGCUACGGCGGAGGGGGCGAGGAAGAAGACACCCUCCUCCACCCAUGAGGCAUUUAGCCGUUCUGAUGACGUCUCGGACGAAGUGAUUUGUAGGUGUUGUGCGAGUGUUGUGACUGGAGGAGGCUCUGCUGUGGUGACGCCCUCUGCACUCAUGGAUGAUAACAGUGUCAUACAAGUGCAAGUACUCGUACAGUACGUAUCAUACGGUAGUCUACGGUACCGCAAUGCAGUCUACCGUACCGUACGGUACCGCACUCGGUGUGUCACGCUUCCACGAAACACGAUGAUUAUGACACGAUAGCACGAAACAACCGGGGACUGGAUGGACUGGACAGAUAACGACCCCGAUUACUCGAGAGAAGUUUCAAUCCCC